This is a messenger RNA of Salmo salar (Atlantic salmon), 4103 nucleotides long. Its product is annotated as proton channel OTOP2. The record is from RefSeq and is a predicted model, not a curated record. Gene Ontology annotation, biological process: proton transmembrane transport. NCBI's taxonomy places the organism in Eukaryota, Metazoa, Chordata, Actinopteri, Salmoniformes, Salmonidae. Gene Ontology annotation, molecular function: proton channel activity. Gene Ontology annotation, cellular component: membrane.
UGAGAAUGGGGGCGUGCUCUGUCCUCCUUUUCCUGUAGUUCACAAUCAACUCCUUUUUCUUGGUUAUUUGUUUUUCAUUUGUGUGUACUUAAAUGAAGUAACUCAGUAACUCAUUAUGUCUGACUCUCUUAUUGACCUGUUAGAUAAAUAAUCCAGUCAUGUUCAGGAAACCAAGUGCUUUUGAUAAACUGAGCAAAUAAUACUGGGCACUGCAGCCUUUUCUCACCAUUAAUGUGUUUACCAGACUGCCACUCUAAUGCGUUUGUAUUUUAGAUGGUGUGGAUGGCUGUAAUCAAUUCAUAGAAUGUCAAACUGACCAAUUGGAACCCCAUUCAUAAGCAUCCAAUUAAAUUGAUACUAUCACAAGUAACCUAGUAGUCUGAGUCCCACUCUCUUUACCUAACAUGCUAUUCCUUGCCACUCAUUGUCAUUGCCAAAGAGACUGGCCUUUACACAAUCUCAACGUUCGCUGGAUUUAUGGUGGAGUUGCUCAUUGGUUGUCGGAAAUAACAUUCAUAUUUUCCAUGACAACAUGUGGUGCCUCGGAAAUAGAAAUAGAAUUUAUAACAAAGUCAAAACCAACAUUUAGCUGUUAGCUAGGCAAGUUGUUGUAUUUUGACAUUUUGUGGUUGGAAUUGCAGUAUGUAUUUAGUGUGAGAAUUUAGACUUCAGCUAGCAACUUUGAACAUAGUGUUUUAGUCUGGACAAAUAAAAAACGGUUGCUAUACCAACGUGUUCUGUGGAGUUCCCAUAUUUGCAUAACCGUUGUGAUUGGAGGAUAGCUGUGAGGUUGAUUGAAUCAGGAUCAAAUCCUCUGAAUCAGGAUCAAAUCCUCUCAUUAAUGAUAGAAGGUUCAUAUUUGAAGUUGGAAGAAAGGCCAGUCUCUUUUGCACAUGACAUGGAGUACAAGGAGUGGAUUAGCUAAAGAGACUGGUACCCACAAAAUCCAUAAAAUGUUACAUUUUCCACAACAAUGUAUAUGCUAAUACAGCCAUCAAUGCAUUAUAAUAAGUACACCCAACUAAUUACAGUUUCAUCUUAAAAGUACAGAGAACUAGGCUAUAUCAAGUCCUGUCAACACAUUGUAAAAAAAGGUAUAGUGAUAAAUAAAUACAAAUACUAUUUCAACUGGACUUUUAUCAGCAUUUACAGUUGGGCUGAUUAAAAAUAAAUGUUUAUGUACUGCAAAGUGGAUAUAACAACUACACCGUCAUAUAUUUCAUUACAUUGGCUAGGUUAUUGUUAGAUUGUAAAAAAACUUGCCGCUGCGAGACAGUUUGUCAGUGCUGCAACACAGGCAUUUUGAAAAAUCACUUUUGAACCAGCACACCUGUACGGUGUGUAAUGGUUAAUAUAUUAUGAGGAAAUUCGGGGAUCCAGUAAGGUAUUUCCAGUGUACAUUAUGUUAGCCUGUGAUUCACUGUGUAUUCAGACCUCAGUUUUGGUAUUGGGGAGUAGCCUACUGUUGUUCUAAGGAACAGUCAGGGCUGCUGUAGAAACAGUCUAAUUGGACAGAAACUGAAUAUCUACUAUUUUUUAUAAAAAAUAAUAAGUUGGUUUCCAGGAAACAAAACAUACCUGACCUCAUGUAGAUAAAAUACCAAUGUGUGUUAGUAAAUAUGAACUGUGAGGAUUUCUUUGUUAAUUUCAAUUUAAUCAAACACUGGCAUUGACCCAAAUCAAGCAAGAUAAACUCAUAUUCGUUGAAGCAUGGUGGACUGGCACUGCUUCUGAUGAUAAACAGGGAAAUGAUAAGAAACCAUUAUAUUGUCAUAUCACUGACAGGGUUGACAUUGCUGAUGAAAUGAGGUUAGGAGAUUGGUUACGGGUAGGAGGGACCUCCUUAUACAGGCAGAGCCUUUGAGUGGACGGUUAGGUGUUCACACAACUCUGAUCAGUACAGACAUACUUUCUGAACUCAUUAGAUCUUCUACCUUUGGAUAGGAUAUGACAUUUUGAACAGAGCGAGCUUGGAUUGUAACAAAUCACAAACAAACUGUGGACUAGACCUUUACAGAAUGAGAAACAUCAUGCACUUGACCUUUGGCUUCUUUUCAUGCCAAUCCAGCAAGAUGACGGCUAAAGCUGAGAUGGAAGCUGAGGAGGGCUACAUAUCCCCCCCGCCCACCCUCCCUUCCACCCCGUGUUCCAUCCACUUGGGAGUCCAGGCGGGCAGUAUGAGGAGGGGGAGCGACGUCCUCUCAACCAGCAGGGGCACGGUGAGGGAGAGGGGCCGUAACCGCAGCUGGCUACUCUCUAGCAUCAUCACGGUCAACGUCCUGAUCCUAGGUAUUGCUCUGGUCAGUGGCAGUGUCUUCAACAACGUCAAGAUCAACGCCAUCAAUCUGCAGAUCUUCCUCAUCGUCCUCGUCAUCCUCACCACUGCCUGGAUGCUGUACUACACCAUCUACACAUCCAGGGAAGAUCAUGCUGUGCUCUACAAGGAUAGCCAUGCCGGGCCUGUGUGGCUCAGGGGUGGACUGGUGCUGUUUGGCAUAUGCAGUCUGAUUAUGGACGUGUUUAAGAUUGCUAACUACGUAGGCUACCUGCACUGUGACUCUGCUGUGAAGAUAGCAUUCCCUGUCGUACAAGCUGUAUUCAUACUUGUCCAGACAUACUUCCUCUGGCUCCACGCUAAAGACUGUGUACAACUACAACGGAACAUAACUCGCUGUGGGCUGAUGUUGACUCUGUCUACCAAUCUGAUGUUGUGGAUGGCAGCAGUAACAGAGGAGUCCCUACAUCAGACUGUUGUUCCACCAGAGGACGGCAACAGCACACAUUCCUAUGACAUCAGAGCCCCUGGCGGAUACAGCAGCUGUAACUGCAGCCACUCUGCUUGUGCUGUCUUAGAGAAAGCCUAUUACUACCUGUACCCCUUCAACAUCGAGUACAGCCUGUUUGCCUCGGCCAUGGCCUACGUCAUGUGGAAGAACGUGGGCCGCCUGGUAGACGAGCACAACCACCACUCACUCCAUUUCCGCUUGAAGGACGUGCUGGUGGGGCCUGCGGUCGGGCUGGUCAUGCUGGUGGCGGGCCUGGGAACCUUUGUCAUCUACAAGGUGGACGUGGAGAAGGGGGACCCAGGGAAACGUGACACGGUGCUGAUGAUACACUACGUGAUGAACACAGUGGCUGUGACGCUCAUGUCCGUCUCGACCGUGGCUGGUUGCGGCAUCUACCGGCUGGACCAGAGGGACCACGUGUCGGGGAAGAACCCAACACGGAGCCUGGAUGUAGGCUUGCUGAUCGGCGCCUCAUUUGGACAGUUCACCAUCUGUUAUUUCACCAUCGUGGCUGUGGUGGCAACGGGGGCCGAGGGCCACCUCAACGCUCUCAACCUGGCUGUCUCCCUGCUCACUGUGAUCCAGCUCUGCCUGCAGAACAUCUUCAUCAUCGAGGGCCUGCAUCGCGAGCCCUUCCACGAAGACAUGCACCAGGCCUCCGUAUUCACAAACCCAUACGUCCUUCAAGCCCAAGCACAUAGAGACAUACACAACCUCCCAGGGACAUUCAUGGAGACCAAGUCGUCCCCGGCCCUCACAGUUCACAGUAUGCAUGUUGCUCCUUCUGCUCCUUCUGGCUCCCCCCUGCCUCAACGCCAUAGGCUGACAUGGAAGAGGAGAGCCCUGAAGGAGAUCUGUGCAUUUCUGCUGCUCUGCAACAUCCUUCUCUGGAUCAUGCCGGCGUUUGGCGCCCGCCCUCAGUUUGACAACACGAUUGGAGCAGAGUUCUACGAGUUCACCAUGUGGGCGGCUGUUGUGAAUAUCGGACUCCCCUUCGGAAUCUUUUACCGUAUGCACUCAGUCGCCAGCCUCUUUGAGGUCUUCCUAACCUCCUAAGCAGGCAAAUUACAGAAACAAUUCUGAAAAUGUAUAAAGAUCUGUUUUAUUGUUAUACUUUGUUCUGUCCUGAGCAUGCACUCAAACAUAUAUAAAGGAUAUAAAGAAUAACAUUAUGUAAUACAAUUUCAUUUUGAAUGAAAUAUGUCAAUAUCAGUGAGCUAUUAAACUGUAUCUAGUAAACUGUAUAAAUAGUUGUAUAUUAAAUUAUAAUUGAUGAUGACUUUGUAAUAAAUUGCACAUACAUUUACGUAAAACUUU